AUGACUGACAAGAAAGGAAAAGUACUCGUUGUCUCUAACAGACUCCCAGUGACCAUCGAAAGAAAGCCCAAUGGAACAUACCAUUACUCAAUGUCCUCAGGAGGGCUUGUUACGGCCCUUCAAGGACUCAAGAAGUCGACCGAGUUCCAGUGGCUCGGCUGGCCCGGUUUGGAAUUGCCUGAGAAUGAACAGGACAAAGUUAACCAAGACCUUUUGGAGAAAUUCAAUUGUACUGCCAUCUUUUUAAGUGACACCAUUGCCGAUUUGCACUAUAAUGGUUUCUCCAACUCGAUCUUGUGGCCUCUCUUCCACUACCAUCCAGGUGAAAUGAACUUUGAAGAGAACGCUUGGGCUGCCUACAUCGAAGCCAACAGAAAGUUCGCUUCCAAGAUUGCUGAGCAAGUGGAAGAUAAUGAUAUGGUUUGGGUACAUGAUUACCACCUUAUGUUGUUGCCUCAAUUUCUCCGUGAAGAGAUUGGGAACAAGAAGAAGAACAUUAGAAUUGGUUUCUUCUUGCACACUCCAUUCCCAUCUUCUGAGAUCUACAGAAUCUUACCAGUUAGAAAGGAAAUCUUAGAGGGGGUAUUGAGUUGUGACUUGAUAGGCUUCCACACUUACGAUUAUGCUAGACAUUUCCUCUCGUCUGUGCUGAGAAUCGUCCCCAACGUAAAGACAUUACCCAAUGGUGUAGAGUUCAAGGGAAGAUCGAUAGCGAUCGGUGCCUUCCCUAUUGGUAUUGACGUUGAGAAGUUCACUGAAGGAGUUCUCAAGCCAAAUGUUGUUGAAAGAAUUUCGCAAAUGAAAUCCAAAUUUGGUAAAGACGUCAAGGUUAUGGUAGGAGUAGACAGAUUGGAUUACAUUAAGGGUGUUCCACAGAAGUUACACGCCUUCGAAAUCUUUUUGGAUGAAAACCCUGAGUGGAUUGGAAAAGUGGUAUUGGUACAAGUUGCGGUCCCCAGUAGAGGUGAUGUUGAAGAGUACCAGUCUUUGAGAGCAACGGUUAACGAAUUGGUUGGUAGAAUCAACGGGAAGUUUGGUACCGUGGAGUUUGUCCCUAUCCACUACAUGCACAAAUCUAUUCCAUUUGACGAGUUAAUAAGUUUGUACCAUCUUUCUGAUGUUUGUCUUGUCAGUUCUACCAGAGAUGGUAUGAAUUUGGUCAGUUUUGAAUACAUUGCCUGUCAGCAGGAAGGUAAGGGUUCGUUGGUGUUAUCUGAAUUUGCCGGAGCUGCACAAUCUUUGAAUGGAGCUAUUAUCGUCAAUCCUUGGAAUACAGAGGAACUCGCUGAAUCCAUGAAGGAAGCCUUAACAUUACCAGAAGAAAAGAAAAGUUCAAACUUCGAAAAGAUGUUUGGCUACAUUUCAAAGUAUACAUCUGGAUUCUGGGGAGAAAGUUUUGUUAAGGAAUUAUAUAAGAUCAGAAGUUAUGAUCAGAAUUAA
Messenger RNA from Dujonia railenensis, 1440 nucleotides. The record is from the annotation of a GenBank genome assembly. NCBI's taxonomy places the organism in Eukaryota, Fungi, Ascomycota, Pichiomycetes, Serinales, Debaryomycetaceae.